This is a messenger RNA of Haliotis rubra (blacklip abalone), 5130 nucleotides long. RefSeq lists its product as uncharacterized. The transcript has 16 exons. The record is from RefSeq and is a predicted model, not a curated record. Lineage: Eukaryota; Metazoa; Mollusca; Gastropoda; Lepetellida; Haliotidae. The coding region runs from base 1669 to 4254 and encodes 861 amino acids.
AAAGAACAACUACUUGCUCAGGAGCAGCUGGAAAGCUAAAAUUGAAGGCCAAGGAGACACUGGAUGAGGAGUUGCUUGAUGCAAUACUUCAGCAGAGACAGAAAGUAGUGGAUACACUGAAGGAAAUUGAAAUAUUGCAGAACAUUAAGUUAAAAGAAAGAAAAGAAACUGUCGGUGUGUAUUGAUAAGGCUACUUUAAAGGAUACACGCCAUUAUACAGAUUUCCUUGUACUGUAUGUUGAAGGUGGCCUAUAUCUCACCACAUCUGACUCUAAAACAAAAAUAGCUCUGGACGAACGAAUCAUCAAUCCAUCUGAUCAAACUUUGAUAAGAUUCCUGAAAAGCAAAACUCAGUUUAGAUCAGUGCAUCCUAAUGCAAAUACAUUCCGGGGCUUAACUAAACUUCAUGAGAGUAGAUCCGUUCAAUUCAAAGGCUAUUUCAAAGGGAAGGAUACCGAUGAGAAAACAGUCCGUUACAUGUUGGAUGACCACAGACUUCUUGAAUACAUUAGUGCAUUUUCAAAACUACCUGAUGGUGGUACCUACCUUUAUGGCAUCGCAGAGAAAGAGACUUCCAUCAAUGGAAGUCCAUACAAGUCAAAGUGUAUGGAAAUUCAACAAGUUCCAGUCGGUAAUCAGCAGAAUGUAGAAGCUAAAAUAAAGGAGGGAGUUUCAAAAGGUGUGUUAAUCUGUGACUAUGAUGGACAUGAAACACACAAUGACAUCGUGGAGGUAUUUUUCAUUCCAUCUUCUCGAGACAACGAACAACCUGAUGUUGGUGUGGAGGCCCCUGAACAUUUUGUAAUUCAAGUACACGUCCAGCCUGUCAGUGGCAUAGUGUUCUAUGAUAAACAGGGGCCUUUGGCAUACAGAGUGGAAGCAGACACUGUCAAACCAUACUCUGUAAAACAGUGGUUUCAUGCCGUCCUCGUGAACAGCGUAGUGAAGUAGAUGAACGGAUCACAAACAAGUCAGAAAUACGACAAAAUGCCAGGGCGAGAAGUGAGUUUAAACAGCAAGGAUUUUCAGCGUCCUCGCUUGAAACCAGGCGUGUACACAGCAUUACUAAGAUUAAAGACACCUUUGUGAAGAAAGGUGUACUAAAUGUUGUUCCGUCGGAGAUACCCACGCAUCUAUCGGAUAUCAGAGAUGACCUCAUUUCGCUGCUGAUGACAAAUGGAGCUCUGUACCAAGAAAACAUCAUUACCAGUGAACCAUUGGGGAAAGAGACAACACAUGUCUUUUGUAUUUGUCAAAAUCUUCAGCAGCAUUACUGGAUCUCCCUGUGCCACGGACACACAGAAACACUAGGUGUGACGCCUUCAUAGCAAUGCCCCAUCAACCCCUCAUGCUGCUGACUCUGAUUGACAAUGGCACUGAAACUGAAGAGAUAAGGAAGUAUAACACCACUGUGGCUAGAGAAGUGACUUCAAAACUACGCAGGUUUACCAAUGAAAGCAUUAAUCUGAUACAUGGAGUUUUGAGUUUGAGUGACCUCAUAGACACGGACACGUGCUACAUAAAGUUACAGAGAAUAGCAGCAUUAUCUGCAUCCUUUGUUCCCAAGUCUUCUGUUGAUGACUCUUGCAAAAUAUGAACACGUGAUGAUGGCUUUCUGGGCAGCUGUUGCUGAAACAAAGUCAGCCCUGACAGAGACAGGUGAAGUAGAUGACAGUUGUAUCCACUUUCUCACUUCUGAUCAGUGUAUUGUGUCUUGUGGAGAACAUCGAAAGUAGAUAUGUUUCCUGCAGACAGGAGACCGACAUUGAAUCCACGACUCUGAUGGUGGAGGUGGCCAGGAGACUGAGUAGACUGGGUGACACUCUACUGAUAUGCAACUCACAGGAAGAAAAGAGCAGACUCAGAUCUGUCUACUCGUCAACAAUCUCGGUUCUUGAUGUGGAAGGCACCGACCUGUCAAAGUUUCAAAAUUUGGUUCAUGAAACGAACAGUUAUCUGUUCGAACCCUCUGGCCGACAAUGGAAGUUUCUCAAAGGCACUCAACACAGGUCACAUACUACAAAGAAUCAAACAACUGAGACAUCAAACAGGAAAGAAGAUGGUUGCCAAGUGUUCCACACUAAAGACUUUCUCCGACCACAGUUACAGCAAGCGGAAGGAGAUAUUACUGAAAUUAGACGUCAUUACACGAUGAUAGGCGGCGUCAACAUAAUUCCAGUCAGUCUGACAAGCCAUUUGGUGGACAUUAAGGAUAUGCUACUUUCAGUCCUGGAAACUGAUAAAUCCCUCUUUCACUGCAACAUUGUCACUGGUGCAGAGCUGGACUUGAGUGAUGACGAGAAGUGUUUGGUGCAUUUGACAGAAUCCUUAGCAACAACACUAGACUUUCCAGUUUCAGAGAGACCUUCUGAAAUACGAUGUGAUAUGUUUCUGGCCCUUCCAAAGCAGCCCCCAGUUGUACUGACAGUGAUGAACUGUGAACAUGAAUCGAAAAUGAUAACAAAUUACAACACCUCAGUAGCCAGAGAAGUGACUGCAAAAUUACGUCGUUUUACAAGUGAAAACCUUAAUGUUAUACAUGGGGUUGUGAGCAAGAAUGACAUGAAAGAUAACGAGGUGUUCUUUGCAAAGUUACAAAAAAUUGCCGCAGUGUCUUCAGUAUUCAUUUCAAAAGCUUCUUUGAUGAUGAACUCGUUCAAGUAUGACCAAAUACUUAUGGCUUUCUGGGCAGCAUUAGCUGAGACAAAAGUAGAUGUACAAGAGAGUCAGUUAAAAUUUCUUAACAAAGAACAAUGCAUCCUUUUGUUGGAAAAUCUUAACAGAAUGAAUGUCGAGGUCAGGCUUCAUUCCAGUAGUGAGGCCACCACCCUGAUGCUUGAGGUUGCCAGGAGACUGAGCAGACUGGGCAACACCUUGCUGAUCUGUCGGAUACGGGAGGAGAGGGACCGAUUGAGGUCAGUGUACUCAUCCACGAUAUCAAUGAAUGAUGUCUGGAAGACGGAUCUAUCAGCAUAUGAGAACAUUGUUCAUGAUGCUCGCAGUCUGCCCCAGAUGCCGAGUGGUUGUCGGGUGUGGAGAUUCAAAACAGUGACGGGAAUCCGGAAGAGGAAGAAACAUUCUGAACAAAAUCCCACACAGCCUUUGGUGGACAGUCUUCCUCAUGCCUCUCUGGGGGACUAUGCUUCUGUCACACCAUCAAUGGACUCACUAAAGAAAUCGGUUUCUGAUACAUCACAGGAGGGUGUUGCUUCUCUUAGUUCACAGGACUCGCCAGAGGAUUUAUCUUCAGAAAGAUCAGGCUCUCAGAUAACAACACUGGAGGAAACUCAUGACUGUUUUGAGGACGCAAAGAAGCUUACAAAAGACUUGGAUAUCGUGGAAAAGGAGGAGGACAAAAACAUUGUGCAGCUAAGUCCUCUAUAUGCAGCUGAGAGGCAAAACCCAUUACAUUACUUGAGCCGGAUCAUAGACAGCCUUUCAAGGUUUAGAGAACAGUCAAGACUUGAUACGAUGAUUCCAGAUAACAAAGCAGCCAUAGCCCAACAUGUAGGAAUUAUUCUGUCUGUGGAGCAAGGUGAUCGACUUGUCUACGUUAAGGGAACUCCUGUUUUGUGUCCUGAACUACAUCUGGACGCCGCACGAGCAAACACAAGAUGGUGCCAAGUAACUGCAGAUGGUGAGCUGAUCAACUCGCCGUCCCACACACCGUCAGAUCAGGAGAGGCACAGGUUACAGGAGUAUUGGGGGACCUGUACUUCCACCCCCAUCCCCUUUCCUCCAUCCUACUCUACUUUCGCCCCAGUAUACAGCACACCUAGAUACUGGGAGACAUUCACCAGGCUGCGGGUGGUGGUGGGGUCGUGGUGCCUUGUACUGGAGAUGGGGGUGAGUGAGGCAGGUCAGGUAGGCAGGGUGUGGUGGGUUUCUGAUCAGCGUCGCUCCUGGUGUGUCAAUGUAGAGAGCUGUGACAUACACCCGGGAAGUGUCUGCACCACGGUGUACAGGGAGGGUGAACGGGGCGAGUGUCAGCAGAACACCGUGUUCCGCACUCCCGGCACACAGGCCACCCUCCACUAUGGCGUUGUGCUGGAUGUGGCGAGGGGAAGACUCGCAUUUGUCGACUUGAACAGAGAGAUUGUUUUAGCCAAGUUUGAUGAGAUUUUCACGGAAGACCUGUACCCCAUGUUUGGUGUUUGGUCGGAUGAAUUGACCAUCAACAUGAGGCUGGUCAGCGGUGAGGACAUCGACAUCACUGACACAAAGAAGUCUCUGAUUCACCAUGCGCUGACAUAGAAAACACGCCAGACAUGAGACUGUGUGACGUUACCAGUGUAACUGAGAGACUACCCGCCGUUUCAUUGACCUCCACGUUACUCAGCGAAGCGGACAUAGAAGGGUCCGUUUCGUUUCAUGUUUCAUGUUUACAGAAAGUAGCGAAGUUUGCUAAAUGUGAUGUUUUGCUGCACGUGAUGAUGGUACAAUGUCUACAAAGUAUUUAGAAUUAUCACAUUAGUAUCUUCAUGUUGAAAUAAUUGAUGUAACCACCACCAUUAGGAGACACUGUGUGAUGUUUGUGAAAUCUGAUGUGUUGAAUAUAAGUCUUUAGUGAAGUCAGGUUUUACACAAAAUGUUUCACAUAGCAAUGUUUUCUAUUUCACUUCACUCUCCUGUGUAUUAUAAAUGUUUUGAAUCCUCGCGUUAAUAGUUUUAUGAUCAUAUUCGUGUUGUUGCCGCUUAAACUAAGUUGUUAUGUUAAGCCAUUAUGUUGUUUUCUAAUGAAUGUCAGGUUUGGUUGAGUUGAGAGCACAAAACUGAGAUAUGUUGUUUCAAAGUACAGUUUUCUUUAUUCCAUUUCACUUAUUUUGUUACAAGUGUUUUCAAUCAACGCAUUAAUAGUUUCAUGAUCAAAUAUAUGUUUUUGCAACUUAAAAGUGACAUAUUAUGUUGUUUUCUGAUGAAUGUCGGACUUUAAACUGGUGAGAACUCUAGACUUAGUUGUGUAUUUCGCUCAACGUGCCUGUAUAUCACAAAGCUUUCACUCUAACAUAGACAGUUUUAUGUCUAUUUCUUGAGCAGCUCUUAAUCAUGACACAGUUUGUAGUUCUCUGACCGACGAUAUAAUUUGUAACAAUGAGAACAAAGAUUGAUAAAUAAAGUGCUUGUAAAAUU